Hevea brasiliensis (rubber tree) is the source of this 1004-nucleotide messenger RNA. Its product is annotated as glycine-rich RNA-binding protein 4, mitochondrial. Gene Ontology annotation, cellular component: precatalytic spliceosome; U1 snRNP; U2-type prespliceosome. NCBI's taxonomy places the organism in Eukaryota, Viridiplantae, Streptophyta, Magnoliopsida, Malpighiales, Euphorbiaceae. Gene Ontology annotation, biological process: mRNA splicing, via spliceosome. The record is from RefSeq and is a predicted model, not a curated record. Bases 199 to 675 code for a protein of 158 amino acids. The transcript has 4 exons. Gene Ontology annotation, molecular function: U1 snRNA binding; mRNA binding.
GAGUGGACCAGCCCAACCAACCGAUACACUGCAUUUCUCCAGCCGGGAGCCGAAUAAGCCGAAUAUCCUAAUAAGCCAUCUCUGUCCAUCUACAGAUUUCUUUUCUUUCUAUGGACCAGCAACACCGUUGCUCCCUUUUGCAAUUUUCAUUUACGUUCAUUUGGAAAGCUUUUACCUGCUCGAGAAAAGCACCGAGCAAUGAUUCAAACAAGAGCAGCGACAGUCUCUUUUCCUACACCCAUCUGGGCAAAUGCAAACUCUCAACGGAAUUCCAGAAGCAAGCCCCAAACUUUGAACCUCACGCUCAGGGCAUCGUCACUUUCCAAUUCCAGUUUUCCUCUAGCAAGCAGAAUCAUCGUUAGAAAUUUAGGAUAUUGGGUCAGUGAUAGUAGUUUGCAAAAGGAAUUUUCAAGUUUUGGUGAAAUAGCUGAAGUUAAGCUUGUCAAAGAUGAAAUCACAAAGAGACCUAAAGCAUAUGCAUUUAUUCAAUAUACUUGUCAAGAUGAUGCCAUUCUAGCACUGGAGAAUAUGGACCAAAAGAUAUUUGAUGGCAGAUUGAUUUAUGUUGAACUUGCCAAACCUGGGAAAGGAAGUUUUGAAGGAUACCCAAAAGCCUCAGGUCCUCCAAAGCAGCAUUUGCAGGAAAAAGAUGAGGUUGCAGAUUGCUGGUACUGAUCAAAUUCAUUUUGAUAACUUGAAGUCACUGAAGUAGGAAAAAUUGUAAUUCAAGGAACGGGGCAAAAUGGAGUGCUACUGCUCAUAUAGAAUUGUUUCAAGAAAUCUGCAACCGAUAACAUAUCAUCUUGAAGCCACAUCAGAUCACCGCAUCAUUAUAAUUUACCAUCUUGAUCUGUGUAAUAUUUGUCUUAACUUAUGCAUAUGCUAGAGUGCAGACUGCGGAGUUUGUCUCAAACCAGAGCAGCCAUAGGGAUCAAUCAUGUAGAGUGAAAAACGAAUCUCUGCUUUUAAAACUAAAUUAUUACUAGUAUGACGUUUUGAACAAA